GUCGAACGCUCAGCAGCUUCUGUUAUCUGUAACGGCUCAAGAUUGGAGCCUAGUUAGUAUUUUAUUGAUAGGCCUACUUGGUAGACACCAUGUAUGUUGGCUGAUAGUAAACUUUAUAUGGUAUAGGAAGCUAUAGAUGUAUGCUUUCCUGUCCUCAGCUUUACAGCAGAAGGGACCAGGUGUGUACGAAGCCAUGGGCAACAACGUAAGUAAAUUUCAUAUUCAUCGAUUUCAUUCUUGAGAGUGUUCAGUCAUGUCGAGAGAUGACUGAUAAGCGAGGUGCACUUGGGAUUUAGGUCAGGGGGCGGGCUGCCUAACAUUGAGACAAUGGCCUACUCUGGCCUAAUAACAAUAAUAUAUUAUAAGCAUUGUCACAUACAUUUAGUUCGUAACUGUGGGCUGUUACUUACAUUUAGUUCGUAAAUAUGGGCUGUCAAAAACAUUUAGUUCGUAAAUAUGGGCUGUCAAAUACAUUUAGUUUGUAAAUAUGGGCUGUCAAAUACAUUUAGUUCGUAACUCUGGGCUACCACAUACAAUUAGUUUGUAAAUAUGGGCUGUCAAAUACAUUUAGUUUGUAAAUAUGGGCUGUCAAAUACAUUUAGUUUGUAAAUAUGGGCUGUCAAAUACAUUUAGUUUGUAAAUAUGGGCUGUCAAAUACAUUUAGUUCUAGCUCUUGGUACAGGCAUCUUGGAAUCGGAACAAGGACACCAAAGACCCGCUUCCAUUCUGCCUUUGUCCAAUGCACUACGCCGUUUUGAUUAUUUUUAUUGGGCUGGGGGGGGGGCGGUAGCACUGAGGCUCUUAAAGGGAAGGAAGGAUAUCUAUUGUGUAACCACAUACAUUAACAUGGUUAGAUAUAUUCAUGUGAAAUUUGACACAAUUUUUUUUUAGUUUUGAUUAUUGUGAUUGGGCUGGGGGGGGGGCGGUAGCACUGAGGCUCUUAAAGGGAAGGAAGGAUAUCUAUUGUGUAACCACAUACCUUAACAUGGUUAGAUAUAUUCAUGUGAAAUUUGACACAAUUUUUUUUUUGCGGGGAGGGUGGGUGUGGGGUGGGGGAGUGGUUUUGUGUGAAUUCUAAAGAAGACAUUUUUACAAGGCACAUUGAAUUAUGGCCAAAAGAAUAUUAUUUCGAGGACAUUAUUUAAAAGAAGGAAGUUAAAUAAUAAUUUGUAUACGUUUUAAGAGGGAUCUCCUUAAUAUCACAGGGAGCCAUUUAAAGGAAUGAGCCAUCAUAGGAGUUUAGCACAGUUCUGUUAUUUAUUUAUUAAACUUGUGAAUGUAAAAUUUACAACGUUAACAAAGGCUGUAGCUGAAUCAGAGAAUAUCUGUUUGGCCCUUUCUUUGCUGAAUAGGUAAGGCAGACUGGGAACCAAUACGCAUAAGAAGGAUCAGAGUCCGUUUAUGCAGUUAGGGUCCCCUUUUAUAUCCUUGACAGUAGGAAAUACCAGACAGCCCACCCCACCACCCAACCUCAGUGUGUUUUGGAGGAAAGCUGGGAGGGUGAAAAGGUUGAAAGGAUAUCAAGUUUCCUGCUUUACGGUGAAGAGCUUUCAAUGCCAUAGUGUCACAGUCUUGUUGUAUAUUGGCUCUCAUAUUAGACUUUUGAAAGGAAACAUUAUCAGAUUGAAUAACAACAACAGACUGGUUGUUUAUAAUUUUUCAAGUACAUAUUCUUAAAAUAUUGAGUAAUAAUCUUAAAUCCAUAAAAACAAUAAAUCAAGUAAUAUAGCAAGAGUUUGGCUUUGAAAUGAUGGGAGUUAUGCCCCCUGAGUUGACUAGGACUCUCAGAGACAGGAAGAUCUUAUUUAUCUUGUUAAGAACAGUACAGAUUUAAUUACUCUCCAACCCAACAUGUAUAGUAUGUUUGCCAGAAAUGUACCCAGCUGCUACAAUGAGCGAGUCUUGUUAUCUAGUGAAAUGUCUUCGUUGAUCUGUGAAAGGAUUUACACAAUUCUCGAUUACUGAGUUGACAUCUGUCAUCAUCUGACUAAUCAGCAUUGUAAUCAUAAACACAGAUUGUUUUAUCCUACAACAAAUUUAUGGUAACAAAGCAUCCGGGUAUUUCUUCCUCUUUUUACUUUUAUAUUUUGUGGGCACACGAUCAAUGUAUGGAUCAUUCUUAAAUGUAUGCAUAUUGCAGCAUAUGGACGUUUUAGUUACAUUAGGAUUAUCAGGGAAAUCAGGGACACUGCUAGCACUCACCUGUCUCCUCUAGAUUUUUUAGUAUCUAUUAUUGAUGAGCUAUUAGUAUGUGUGUUUGCAUCCUCAGAUCAUCCUUCCCUACACCGGCCUAAUACCAGGUGGUAUUCAGGUGGGAACAGACGUUGUAAUCUCUGGGAGGACACACCCUAAUUUUGACAGGUGGGAAGACAUUAUUUAUCUCAGCAAUAACAAACAAAAAAUAUUUUAGUGUGGUGAAAAUAUCAACGUACUUUGGUUGGUAAGUGAAUGAGGAGGGGUGGUUGUUAAGUAAGUGGGGGGGGGGGUGUCUGUUAAGUGGAUGGGGAGGGUUGUUGUUAAGUGAAUGGAGAGAGGUGGUUGUUAAGUGAAUGGGGAGUGGUUGUUGUUAAGUGAAUGGUAACGGGUAGUUGUCACUGUAUUGCUAGUAUUUAAAUUACACUGUUAUCAAUAUAGAGUAGUGGGCAACAAAAAAAACUGCAUCAUGUUGCAUUGUGAGGGGUAUGUCCAUGUGCUGGAAACAAACUGGUAUCAAAAUGGUCUAUGGAAGAGAGUGGCUUUAUGAUUUCUAAAAAUAGAUCUGUCUGCCACUUUUUCAAAAUCUGACCUUGCUGUUGGCGCUGCAUUGUAAAAAAAACAAAAAGCAACCCUUGUUGCCCAUGUUUAAGCCGGGGUUUUAAUAGGGCAAGCUCACAGCCCCACCAGAAAAUGUGUCUUAGUUAGUGGGCCAGCCCUGGUUUUACAAACUGUACCCAACAAUAUCAUACAAUCAUCUUCACUGAAACUAACUAACAAAAGGGUUUCUAGGGUUUUUAGACUAUUUUUUUUUACCCUUGCAAUGGUUCAUUCGUAUUUGCAAUUAAUUUUGAAUUAGAAUGUCAUGCUAGGUUACCAAUCACAUCAUUAUAACUUAUUUUGCCAUGGAACUCCCCAGGUUCAGCAUCAACCUUUGCUCAGGACCCAAUCUUGACCAUGACUGCGCACUCCAUUUCAACCCGAGAUUUAAUAACGGCAAGGUGGUCCGGAAUCAUAAACAGUUUGGCAACUGGGGAACAGAAGAAACAUCUGGUGGGAUGCCUUUCCGCAGAGGUCAUACAUUUGAAGUGCACUUGAAAGUGGAGCACCAUGGUUACAAGGUAUAUGAUUAAAAUAAGACAAUUAUUAGAAAAUAUGAUAUAAAACUUAAAUUUGUUGAUGAAAUAAUUAAUUAUAUUUUAAUUUAACACAUUUUAGUGACCAUCUUUACGGACAACUUGGUCAUCUUGGACGUUGAUUUAUUAUAUGUUUAUGAUAGAAAAAGGAAUUAAUUUGUUGUUUUAUUUUUAUUUCAUGAUAGUUAAACUUUCUAAGGAUCACUUAUUUUACAGCUUUCUUUGUGUGCAUUUUGAUGUCGAUUUCGUGUAUCAUUCUGGCUCUUUCCACCUCUACUAAUCAUAAAAAAACUGCCGGAUACACAGCAAGAACUUAUUUCCAUAUUCAAAUGAAGGCUGAUUUAAAUAAAGAUUUGAUUUCUAUUUCUAAAGACAUAGACCCAUACAUAGCAAAAUUAUUCUAAAUUCCACAGUUAAAUUCAUUGGCCUUCUUGGCAAUAUAUCAAAUAUAUCAUUUGCAGUGCACAGGUUAACUAAAACUCAAGCAUCAUCAAAUCUACUGCCAAUUACACCUGACAUAUGAAGAAAAUGUUAAAAACAUUAUAUUCCAUCACAUAUUUCAUUAACAAUGAACUGGGUAAUGAUUUAAUGAUCAGAGAAGUCUUAAGAAAAAAAUUAAGCUGAAUACAGAGUUUGCAAAUGACCGAUGCUGCAUCAGAAUGCAUACCAUUGCAUAUCCUAAACAAUGUUGCAGAAUUGAGACCUACACAGCUAAAAUGGCUAAACACAGGUUGACAUCCAAGAGAAAGAGUAAACCUGGGAAGUUCUUGGAAUACUUGGAGAGAAAAAAAUGUAUAUAUCUUUAAAAACGAAAGUUAACAUUUAAUAUUCCGAUAAAGAAGAGGCAGCCAAGGAGACAAUUAUGGAAAUAUUUUGUUUCAUUAUGCUCUAAAAUGUGUGAGAGGAACUAACACCGAGAAAUUAAAAACAUUAUAUUCCUCAGGUGACUGUCAAUCAUCAUCAUUUUUGUGAUUUCCAUCACCGCCUCCCCAAAGAAACGGUUCAAUAUAUUUUCAUAGAUGGAGAUGUGACAAUCACCUUCAUACAAUUCCGAGGUGGACAUUCUUCUGUAAGUUUAACAAUUAACUAAAUUUAUAUGACAUCUUAUACUAAACAAGCAUUUCUGUUGUUUGUCUCCUGUAUUAAUGUUAAUUUUUUUUUUUUUUAAAUCGGUUAAGCUUGACUAGUAAUCUCUUGAUUUAAUGAAAAUCCUCAUGUUAAGGAUGUAUCAUGCCUAACUUUUGGAUUUGUUAGACCUAACUAUUGGAUUGUUUAUGAUGCUGACUGCUAGGCUAAAAUUUAAAAGGACAAAUUAUCAUAAAUCGGUCUCACCUUAAAUUGUUUCACCAAAUUAUAAUUUAUUGUUUAACUAAUUAGGCUUAAGAAACGCUGCUCCUGCUCAUUUACUUGUAAGUGGUAGGCAUACUUACUGAUAUUUUGUUCAAGUUAGUAUGUAACAGAUAAUAUGACAUCAAGAGGUUUUAAAAAAGAGAAAACAAAGAAAAUAAUGGUCACACUUAGACUGGUAGCAUGAAUAUUACAUCUCCCUGAGUCUCUGAAUUUCCAUGAACCCCCUCCCCUGAUUCCAACUUACAGAAAAAAAGUAUUUUAAAAAAGUUAAACAAAUAUAGAUUUAUUCAACUUAUUGAACUUUCAUUUCUACUUUCUAAACAAAAAUUAAAAUUUAAAAAAAAAAUGUAAUGCUCUGGUCAAGGGAGGUAAAAAGUUUUUAAAAUGACUAUAUUUGUGCAUUAUACUUUGUAUAGUUAUGUCCCAUUCGGAAAAAAAGUUGUGUAACAUAAUUAUUUGAUUAAUGAUUAUAACUUGCUUUUUACCAGUUUAUAAGUCUUUGAUUAUUUUUGUAAAAAAAACAAUUAAUUCCACAGUUUCCAUCUGUCCCAAGUUAUCAGCCUCCAGCUCCAGCAGUAAGUUCAGAUUACAUAUAUACUUUUAUAAUGUUAUUGUUUUGAGUAACAACAUAUUCUUGAUAUACCAUGCUAUAUACAUUUUAUUUUAAUUUUAUUAUAAACUUCAAAACUUUAAAAAAAAAGUAUGUCGUAGAGUGUCAAUUAUCUGACUUCAGAUUAUACUAACUGCCAGUUAUCCGAACUUUCCUUAUCUUUUUUUAUUUAUUAUUAUAGUUUAUCAUGAAGCUUUGGCUAUACACUGAAUGACAAUAGCAACUCUUGUCACACAAUCUGGGUUAAAUCUAGAUACUGACUAUGGGCUACGCUCAAAUUUUUUUAAAACAGAAUAGCUUGCCCCUGGUUGCCGCCUACUUUUACCUAUUUCGGUUGGUUCCAAAAUCAUAUUUGUUGUUUCUAAACACUUUUCCAGUAAGCUAAGUAGCGUUAAUUAAAACAGACCCAAUAAUACAGUUUUUAAAAUAGAAUUUAUGCUUUCACUCUGAAUAAUUUCUUUCCUCUCAAUUCAUGGUAACGUCAUCUGAUUCGUGUUAACUUAGCCAAACCAUGAAAACCACAAAUGAUAUGAAAGCGGAAAUGAUAUUGACCAACCCAUUUUACUCUUUUCCCUCAGAAAAUAAAUAUCAUUUUCCUUCAUGAACCUGUGGGAACUGCGAUCUUCAGACUUAAAAAAUAUAUAUAGAACGAUUUAGGUCUGUUUAGAAAAAUUAAUUAGUCAUCUUAUUUGGAAACAAACCCUUUUGAUGAAAAAUAAAUCCAGUCCUGGUCUGACAUCAAUCAGCUGACCUCUCCAUACUGUGUGGUAUGGUUAAUACACAGUGUGUAGCUUAGAGUAACAGGAUAUAGUAUUCUAUAUGUUAACUUCUGUUUUCCAACCUUUCUGUGGGAGAGUUGAGUUCUUUCAAAAAUAGGUUAUGCAAACCAACACUGGUCCUAAUAAGAUAAGAAAGUUGAUGCUCUACUGUAUUUCAAUUUGGAAUUGGAAAUAAGUGUACAUUAAACAAAUGAUUGUUAAAUGAGACUACAUUGUAAUUAACUUGAAAAAUAUGCCAUUCGUUGAAAGGCAAAAAGGUUAACAGGUGGGUCCUUAUGAUACAAUUAUUGCCUAACGAGCUGAGAGAACUUACCCCUCGCAGUCCAUCAUUUGCUCUACACAAAAUCUAUUCAUCAUCGCAUCUAUGGAAUUAAAAAGUUCCCAAGAAGGUGAUGAUCACUUCAUCUGCUGACCCACGGAACUGUGAAAGUUUGUGACUAUCACCUAACAAAAGACUGCAUUGAAUAAACAAUUAUAUUGUUUUUCAUGUUUUCAGUACCCCACAGGGCCCAGCUACCCACCAGUGCCUUCAGUGAGUUAGAUAAAUAUAUAGUUUAGUGAAAGCCUACAGGAUUUUAUAAAUCAUAUAAUGAAUCCAAAGAAAAAAUGUUUUAAUUGAUGGAUAAGAAUUACACAAUGAGAUGGUGGGUGUUGAGUGGUUUCAUGUUUUGCUUUUAUUUAUUGUUUAAUAAUUAGAAUUAAAUUUAUAGCACUAUAUAAGCUUCAAAUUUUUUAAUAUCUAUAAUUGUUUAUUUAUUUCUCAGUAUCCAGGUCCAGGUGGACCCAUAUUCAACCCAGUAAGUUUCAAUUUUCAAUCUUAAAAUAAUUAUUUUAAAAAAAUUAUAUAUUUUGUCAUUAAAUGAUUUUUCUACACUAAUGUCAUCUCCUUUCUGUGAUAAAUUAAGGGCUGUUACAAAUGUGGCUCAAGUGUUAAAAUGGUGUAAAUGGACUUAUCAUAUAUGAAUAUUGGGACGAGUGGAAAAAAUGUUGAUUGAAUUGCUAACCAGUAAAAUUUUUCAAUUAAUUUUGUAGUGUGCAAGGGAAAAAAUGAUAUAAAUGCUAUACAUUAUGACAAAUGUUUAAGUUAUUAUAACUACCAACCAGAGAUAAUUUUAAAGAUACAUUCUCAGCUUGGUAAAUGUUAUAUCCAAUUGUUCUCUUCUCUUUAAAUAGCCUGUUCCUUUCACAACACCAAUCUCUGGUGGUCUGUAUCCAGGAAAGAUAAUCUACAUUACAGGGGUGCCAUUUCCUAACCCAACCAGGUAGAGAGACUUACAAACCUUGCCUGUUCAGUUGUUUAUAUUCUGUCUUUUAAUGUCUAUUAAGUUACACUUAAUUAUUUAAACCUUACUUGGAAGUAUAACUUUUCUCUUGGAGUUUGCAAAAUCAAUGGGGCUUUUACUAUCAAAAUGUUUGGUGACAUUUUUAAAACUGUAACACAGUGUUGCAAUUCUUUCCUUAGGCGCCAUCCAUAUAUUAUUAUGUGCGCUCUGAGGGGGGGUUGAGAUUUUGCAUAUGGUGAUGGGGGGUCUUGGCUAAAUGUAUUCAUACAAUUAUGAAUGUACAUGCCCAAUGUGACAAAUUUUGCUUGUUUGUAUAUUUUUAAAUGGGUCGAUGAAUGACAAGAAAACUCAACCAUGGGUAGCAACCAAAUUUGACAUGGUCAUUCCUCCAAAGCUUAAAGUGGCUCCUGGAAAGAUUGGUCAUAAUCCGCUAAUCCCAAAAGAUGUAGUUUAAAAAAUCGUUAACUUUAGAGGGUUAAGAUUUUUAAAAAUAUUAUUUUUAAAUGGCUUCAAGGGAUGUUCACGUUAAGUUAUGUUUGGUUGUACACAUUUGUAAUAAGGCUUUUUAUUCAGAGGGAUGCUUUGUCAAACAUCUAUUAAAGGAAGGUUUUCUGUGCAAUUUUUAUUUUGGUGCAUGCAUUUUAAAUAAAGCUUUAUUUAUUUGCUUUAAAAAAAAUAAUACAUUAGACUGAUCACAUAGUUCAGAGGCAUGCAUAAAGGGUGUUUAUGGGGUAUCUAGGGGUUUACAAGCAAGGGUAUUCUUUUAUUGAUUUUUAUUACCAAUUAUAUAUAGUAGUUGUGUGUGGAAGGGAGAAUCAUAAGUUUAUGACUUUUUUUCAAACUUCACCCCAUUUGGAGUGUUGGUACAAGACACAAUGACAGUGAUAACAAAAGUGGGGGUGAACCAAAGAUGUGUUAGCUAUGCUAGAUAUGGGAGAAAACCCAUGACAUAAUUUUUAACAAGGUAUACGUUGAUUUCAUUUAAUUAUCAAGGAAUCUAUAAAAAAAAUAAAAGAUCUGCUUAUUGGUGGGGGAGAGAGUGAAAAUUCUCAUUUGUAUGCAUGCCUGGGAGGCGGGGUGUGUCUCAAAAUUUACUGGUGAAACAGGCAGGAGGUGAGAGAGAAUUUGACUUUUUAAAUUUGAUAUUUGGAUGGCUCAUGGCUCUUAAUUAUAGAAAUAAUUUGAAAGUUAAAAACCAUAGACUUUUAUUUUAAGAAAUAUAUGUUAUUUGGGUUGGUAGAUCAAUCAAUAUCUAUAGCUCUGUUAGUCAGUGGCAUUGGUGGAUUGACCUAUAAGCCAAAUAAGCUACAGCUUGGGGCCUCACAGUCUGAUAGCUGUAUAUUUUAAAAGUCUUUUACCAGCUGAUUUGUAGUGGUAGGGGACCUCUAGACUUUGUUUAGCUUAUCGUCUCCACAAGUCUAAGUCUGUGUUGACACUUUUAAAAAAUUAAAAAUAGUACUGAUUAUAAAAGUAACUUAAAUGUUACUGAUACACUCACUUUAAUAAUAAACCUAUAGGGCCUACAUUAAAAUAGACAUACAUUUUUUAUAAUACUUAAAUUUGCAGAAAAUAAGAAAUCCUGUCUGUAAGUACCAUUGUCAAUUUGUACAUUUGAAUUCACAGGUUCAACGUCAAUCUGGCCUGCGGUCCUUAUGAAGGCUCUGACUUAGCUCUACAUUUUGAUGCCCGAUUUGUGUUUGGUAGUGACAGAAACCAGGUUGUCAGAACACACAAACAAAAUGGUACCUUCGGGCAUGAAGAGCGCCACCAGAAUUACUUCCCCUUCUAUGCCAAUACUAAUUUUGAAUUGAUGAUUCUCGUAGAGCCAGGAUGCUUUAAGGUAAAUUGUUUAACUAUGGUCAUUUCAAAAUGUGGGUACAUGGAGGUGUAAAUUAUCAAGAUUGUUUUCUUAUUGUGGCAAACAUUUUUUGUAACAAAUUUUAAUUUAAUUUAUAUUAUAAGGAUGAAAAUGUUUGCAUAGCUGAUCCUUUUAGUUUAAGUUUCAAUAAAGUCACAGCAUGGGACUAACUUUAUUUAUAUGUUGAGCACCCCAUAUUAAUAGAGUAGGAUUUUAAAAUUUGGCCAAAUGAUCUUGAGUCUAUACAAUAUUUUGCUUCACAUCAUAAUUAUAUAUCUAAAUUAUUGUUGAGUAAAUUUUAGUCUCAUAUUAAAAAAAAAAAUAAUAAAGUCAUAUAAGCUAUUAUUUUUCAUCCAACAAAAUUGCCAACAUCAUUGUAAAAGUGUUCCGAUAAACGAGAGGGUAAAAGUAUUUAAAAAUCAAAAUUAAGUUGAAAUGUCUCUCAUCUGGAUUAACACGAUUAUGUAAUAAAAACUUUUUCAGAUUGCUGUUAACAACCAGCACUACACAGAAUUCUCCCACCGCAUCCACCCUGUCCAAAGAGUGGAUCACCUCAUGGUCAAUGGGGAUGUCAGACUGACACAAGUCAGAUUUCAGUAAUGAACAUAUUUCUUUUGAAAUAUAUAUGAGCAUAUGGCUUUUGAAAACUUGGUAUAACAAAUAUACACAAAGUAAAUGAAAUAAAAAAUAAAAAAAAUAUUGUAAAUAAAAUGUUACAGUAGCUAGUUUUUUUUUCUUUGUACUUUUUCAGUUAUUUUAUUUUUGGGAUUUAAUUUACUGUAAUAAUAAAACUUUGCAGUAAAAAAAAAUAUGACGAUUGACACCUAAUGAUGGUAAACUAUUUUUACACUCUUAGUUAACAACUGAUUGACUUUUGGGACAUGAGCCACACAAGCUAAUCUCCGGAGUCAAAAACCUUGUUCACAGACUCCGAAAAACACUGUACAAAAAUAAAAGACCCAUACAAAAAAAUAAUCAAACUUUAAAAUAAUUAAAAUUAAUAAAUUUUUAUUAGGAGCAGUUAUUAAUUUUUGGUAAUCAAGCCAUAUUUUUCCCUUUUUAUGAUAUCUUGAUUGGUUAUGGAUCCCAAACAAAAUGAAUCUGUGUUAAUUGUACACUGUAAAAUAAAUGCUUUAUUGUGACACCACUGAGUCAUUAACACAAAUGUUAUUUGUUUUCCUUUUACUGAACUUUAUUUUGAAAAAAAUGAAAGCAAAUAUGAACUCAUGUCAACAUGGCAGGUUUUUCUUGGCAAGUAUAUAAGCAGCAGGAGCAUUUUUUUGGGACACUGUUUUACCUAUACAUUAAAUCUGUAUAGUAAAAUAUAAGUAACACUUAACAUAAUGAUAUGAGCAUGACACGACAAUGUGGAGCUUAAUGUUUUAGUUUGAUAUAUUAGUAAUUUUGGAAUUAUUAGCACCCUGUGCUGGUGCCCUUUCUGCAUUUUGAUUCACACUGCCUUGUCAGCCCAAUACUUCUAAUUUAUGAUGACACAACUGACUUUAUACAUAAUGAAUGUACAAAGAUUUUCUCUAUCAGCAUGACUGAAAAAAAUUACCCUGUCAAAUAAAAAAGUUAACAUCAAUAUACUUGUAUCCAUUAAUAUCAAUAUCAGCUUUUCAACCCAGAGUUUGAAUGUAUGAUUUGUCAGAGUUAUUUUUCAGGUUAUUUGAUUCUCAGACCUGACAUUAUAUGUGCUGUCUUUGUCCAAAACUUGGUGAAUUUUAAUGUAAUUUGAUGGGUUCAAACAUUUAAACGAAGCUUUUAUGCUUUUCUAUGACAAUAUAUCAAAGGAAAACGUAGAUCUUGUGAUUAACUUUUUAAGCCUGUAACCUAAUUUUUACCAGGGAAUCUGAGGUUUCUCUGUAUUUAACAGCAAAAUGAAUGGACUGAAGCCAGAUUUUAUGCUCAUAUGAAUUGUAGCGGUUUUAUACGGGGACUGGCAGCAGAUAAUAAAAAAAACCACUAAACUUCUAAAUCCAACAGGGCUCAGUCAUAUUGUGUGACUUUGAUUUGCAGCAUUCUCAACUUUGGCCAAAAACACUAAACCUCUAAAUCCAGCAGGGCUCAGUCAUAUUGCGUGACUUUGAUUUGCAGCAUUCUCAACUUUGGCCAAAAACACUAAACCUCUAAAUCCAGCAGAGCUCAGUCAUAUUGCGUGACUUUGAUUUGCAGCAUUCUAAACUUUGGCCAAAAACACUAAACCUCUAAAUCCAGCAGAGCUCAGUCAUAUUGUGUGACUUUGAUUUGCAGCAUUCUCAACUUUGGCCAAAGCCAGAACAAAUAAUUGUCAGGGAGAACUGUUUCACAAAACAAUAUUUUCUCUCUCUUUAUAAAAUGAAAUAUGGCAUUAAUUGUUUCAGUAAAUAUUAUACUGGUAAUUCAAAAUACUGAGGGGGUUGGGGCUCAUACUUUCAUAUUUAGCCAUUAUGAUGUUUAUUAUGUGAUAUUAUUACAAGGAUGUUUUCUGGGUUGCUAAAAUAUGUUACUGAAUUGAUAAAUUAUGUGCAUAUAUUUUAUAUGUGUUUGAUAUUUUAAAACCUAAUGGAGGACUGCAAUUGUUUAAUUGUCUUGUCAUGGUAAUUUAGAUGUUCAUUAAAUGGAUUUUUGUAUAAUCCUGAAAAAGAA
This is a messenger RNA of Lymnaea stagnalis (great pond snail), 11837 nucleotides long. NCBI's taxonomy places the organism in Eukaryota, Metazoa, Mollusca, Gastropoda, Lymnaeidae. The record is from the annotation of a GenBank genome assembly.